Messenger RNA from Nicotiana tabacum (common tobacco), 525 nucleotides. RefSeq lists its product as uncharacterized. Lineage: Eukaryota; Viridiplantae; Streptophyta; Magnoliopsida; Solanales; Solanaceae. The record is from RefSeq and is a predicted model, not a curated record.
AUGCACUACAUGAAAGAGUUAUGCAAGAAGUUCACGAAGAUUGAGUUCAAGCACAUCCCCAGGAUUCAGAAUGAGUUCGCUGACGCCCUUACAACUCUAUCAUCCAUGAUUCAACAUCUAGAUAAGAACUAUAUCGACCCGAUUGAGGUAGAUAUCAGGGAUCAACAUGCCUAUUACUUCCAUGUAAAUGAAGAGCCAGACGGUAAACCAUGGUAUCACGACAUCAGGAGAUUCCUUGCAACCAGAGAGUACCCAAAAAAUGCUACUAAUAGUCAAAAGAGGGCCCUCAGAAGGUUGGGGAAUCACGUUUUCCUCAACUGGGAAGUCCUGUACAGGAGGACACCAGACUUAGGUUUGUUGAAAUGUGUAGAUCCCGUAGAGGCAACGAGGUUAUUGGAAGAAAUACAUGCAGGAACAUGUGGACCUCACAAAUACACCAGACUUAGGUUCACAUUGGCCAAGAAUAUCUUAAGAGCUGGAUACUUUUGGAUGACUAUGGAAAGUGAUAAUAUCCGCUACGUAUAG